Messenger RNA from Colletotrichum costaricense, 2319 nucleotides. Its product is annotated as DNA repair protein rad5. The record is from RefSeq and is a predicted model, not a curated record. The transcript has 10 exons. Gene Ontology annotation, molecular function: ATP binding; ATP-dependent chromatin remodeler activity. Gene Ontology annotation, biological process: DNA repair. NCBI's taxonomy places the organism in Eukaryota, Fungi, Ascomycota, Sordariomycetes, Glomerellales, Glomerellaceae. Bases 1 to 2319 code for a protein of 772 amino acids. Gene Ontology annotation, cellular component: nucleus.
AUGUCGUCGGAUCCUCAUCAUGGCGUAAAGCGAAGGCGAGUAGACGGGAACUUGAUAGCAUCCGGGUCAGUUACUGUUGCAUACCAAGCUUCUGCCUCGGGAGAUGAGAAUCAGAUGACCAGGAAGAAGCUACCAGUGCCUACCAACAAUUUUUCUGUUGAAGAAUAUUCGCAGGUUAACUCUGAGUGGUUCGCUUGCGAAUUCGAAGAUCUUCAGGUGCCCAAUUUCGAGGACCAAGUUAUUUGUUUUGGAAUGCUUACGUCAUUGACCGCACAAUGGAUGACCGACGUUGAGAAGACCCCAGUAACGAAUGUUCAUCUAAUUCUAGACAACGAAUGGCAACUGGUUUCUUCAACAAACCCAGAAUUCCGCGCGACUUUGGGCUCACACGGUCGUGAGUUGCUUGAGUUGUUUCACCGCGAAGGCAUCAGCAUUGAUAUUCUCGGGCUGCAAGCUGAGCAAGAGGUUGUAGAUGAUUAUAGCAUAUCACUAUGGAUAACAUUAUACGGAUCACGGGAAAUAGCCCAGGGAGUUGGUAGUACGCUGCAAGAAGCCGAGCUUUAUCUACAGGAUCCAGCUUUCUCUCUAACAGAUGUCGAAUACUUCAACCCGCAACGCUUCACUAAUACGGCGGGAAGUCGAACGACCGACUUUCGAACUGUCUUUCCAGAUGAGGACGAAGUCUCAGCUAGCAUGGAUGAGGCGCUGGUGGCCAUAGACGUGUUGAAGAGCGUUACUUCAACAACUGUGCGACGUGAGACGAGCGGUUCAUAUCUUCUUCGGACAGAGCUGCAAAGUUAUAUUAAUAAUGUCAACUCGUCGUUUCGUUGCACACCCCCUGUUCCUUUCAAAGGCGGGAUUCUUGCCGAUUUCAUGGGUCUCGGCAAGACACUCAUUCUCGACAACUGGGAAAAGGAAUUAACCAAACACCUUCUUGAGGGUCACUUCAACUGGCGCCGUCAUCACGCGAAAACCCAACUGAAAGAUGUGUGCCAUUUGAGCACGAGUGACAUCAUCCUCACGACGUACACGACACUUGCGAAGGAGUGGAAAGUUCAUGUGCAGACCAAUGAGAGUCCGAUUUUCUCACACGAGUGGCAUCGAAUCAUCUUGGAUGAAGCACAUGAGAUUAAGGACCUCAGGACAGCAAAAGCUCAAGCCAUAUGUGAGCUGAGAGGUGAAUGCAAGUGGGUGGUUACCGGAACACCAAUUCAGAACCGACUUUCUGAGCUCCACAGCUUAUUUCACUUCCUUGGGAUGCAUCCGUAUGAUGACAAGAAAGCCUUUGACAGGGACAUAACGAACCCCUGGCUUCGCGGGGAAGAGACUGGUCCGGCAGCGCUGAAGAAAAUUCUCGGCUACGUUAUGCUGAGACGUUCGCAAGACACGAUAACCUUACCAGAACGACAGGAUCACCGGCGGCACCUUUAUCUGAGCUCCCAGGAGCAACGUAUGUACGACGCCGUCAAAAUCAAGACCAUUGAGUUUAUCGACAACGCGCUGGCAUCUCACAGAGGGAAAGAUAGCUACAGUAACGCAUUGGAGAAAAUCAAUGCUCUGAGGCUUGUCUGCGAGCUGGGAUGUUUUCAGAAGCCUACAUCUUCCACGAGACUACUGCCUAGAACACCAGAUCGGCAGUCAACUCCACUUACACCCGGAAGAGAAAGAGAGGAGGACGAAGAUGUCCAGAAUGGCAGCAUUGCCGAAGCGAUCGACAGCUUCUGUCCGCCUUUACCUAACCUUGGGUCUAACUGGACCCAAGAACCAAGCGGCAUGCUCUGUGGUUCCAUGCCCAUAGAUCAAUGGCCGACCAAGAUCAAAGCCCUUGUCAACGAUAUCAAAUGCUGCGUUCCGGGAACCAAAAGCAUUGUAUUUUCCUACCGGACAUCCAUCCUCGAUGUCGCAGAACUAGCUCUCAACGACGCUGGAAUCUGCUGCGCCAAGAUAGAUGGCAAGAAAAGCUCAAGCAAGAGGAGUCGUAUCAUUGACGAAUUCUCAAAGGCGGACGGGCCGUCCGUACUUUUGUUGUCCUUAGGUUGCGGCGCUGUCGGGUUGACGCUCACUGCUGCUUCGAGAGCCUAUCUGCUUGAACCACAAUGGAACCCGUCUAUUGAGGAGCAGGCACUGGCGAGGAUACACAGAAUAGGGCAGACUCAAGAGGUCACAACCAUUCGAUUUGUGAUAAGCAAUUCCAUAGAGCAGUAUGUCUUGGAUAUCCAGAACGGGAAGCGUGAUCUCAUGAGUCUCCUGAGCUCAAAGCCUGCGACAAGUCAACAAUUGACAGCCAAAUUACAGCAAUUGCGUCAGCUUCUAAGAUAG